Molecule: messenger RNA, 1997 nt
Organism: Symbiodinium necroappetens
Lineage: Eukaryota; Dinophyceae; Suessiales; Symbiodiniaceae
Source: the annotation of a GenBank genome assembly
GGCAAACGCCGCGCCAGAGGGCGUCACGGACCUGGAGCACCCCGGCAAUCAAGCAAACGGCACCUCAUUUUUGGAAUCGCAGAUGCAGAUCGGUUCGCUCCAAUAUCCCCAUUACCCUGCAAAGGACUUCGCAGAGCACCACCACUUCCUUCAAAUCAUGGCCGGCACCUACGACUCCACGUUCCGAAACAUGCGCCUGACCAAGAACAUGUACGAGGGCAGCUCCUUCAUUGCAGCCUACCCAGUGGAACGAGUGCCGAAGAUGCCCCUCAGCGGCAUCAGCACCAGGGCCGGCGACCUGGCGCGCUUCACCUUCAAGGGGCUGCAAGCGAACAAGGUGCAGCAGUGCUACGUGCACAUGGUGAGCUAUCAGGUUGUCACGCUUUCGGGCUCUGGAAACCUAGAGACCAUGUCCCUUUUCGAAAGCUCCAUCACCGGCAACAUUCUUAACGACGGCAACACCUCAGAGAUCAGCGGCAUCACCGCAGGUCAGCUUGCGACGGUCUUGACGGCGCACACGCCUCUGACCGAGACGGCUACCAACACUGCCUCCAUUUCGGCCAACGCAACGGGCGUAGCCAACAAUGCGGCUGCCUUACCGGCCUUGCAAUCGCAAGUCGACGGCCUCCCACCUUACGCCUUGGCUUCCGACUUGGCAGCGGCAGAAGGGCUCCUUGCCGCCAACUCCAGCAGCCUCGCAGCACUGAAUAUUGGCGAGCAAGGCCAACCAAUCCGCCCUGGACACCCUGCAGUUGGAGGUGGACGGCAAAGCACCGCCCAGCCCGGCACCCGCACAGCGCCUGCCACCAUCAACCUUGCACCGCUCGCCAUCUCGGCUCACCUUCUACCCCGGGCCCUGCUCUUCUCCUUCGGCGCCUUGCACUGCCAGCCCCUCCUGCUGCGCCUUUGCCCCGCCUUCUGGCCCAGCUCCGGCGCUUCGAGCCCCGUGCCCCCGCAAGGUACAGCGGACGCCACGCAACACAUGCUCGCAGUCAUUCGCAAGUUUGCGCCCAGCACCCUGGAACGUUACUUGCGCAUAGCGCAACAAUUUCUUGGCUUUCUCGAGGCCUGCAACAUCUCCUUCGACUGCGUCACGCUGGCAGCCGUGCUCGACUACCUCGCAGCAGCCCGUGCCUCGCGCAGCCAAGACCUUGAAAUACACCGCAUCAGUGCCACCUCUGCCAUCAAAGCCCUGCGCUGGUUCCACAAACUCUCGCAGUGGGAACAACUCACCCCCGCCAUGCAAAGCCCCGUUAUUUCGGCCUACUCGUCGCGCAGCACCGCCAAAGACCGCAAAGAAGCUCUUCCAAUACCCAUGGCAAUCAUAGCGGCAUGGGAGCAACGAGUGGGCGACCCCCACACACCGCUCAGCACCGUUCUCAUCUUGGGCGCGGCUUUGUUGGCCAUCCAUGCCAGCCUCCGCUUCGGGGACAUACAGCGCGUCGACUUUGCGUCGCUUUCGCUCACCACGGUCGCACUGCACGGCAGUUGCUUCGCCACAAAAACUACAUCUCAGGGCCAACCCUUCGCGGUUACCCUGGCAGGCAUCACAGGCCGAGACACGCACUCCUGCUGGCCGCUACAUUGGUUGGCCGCACUGCAACGCGGCUGCUCGCCGUUUCGCGACAAAGACGGCGACCCAGACUUCCUCUGGGUCAGCACCGCACCGGACCUGCGUACCCUUGUCGAACUUGCACCAGCAUCUUAUUGCACCGCAAUGCUCGCUCUGCGUUGGGCUGCCACCUUGCCUUGGCCGGGGGCCAUUCCCGGCCUUACUGCUCGCGAAGCACUGCAACUCACCUUGCAUAGCAUGAAGAGCACCGUCCUUGCCUCGGCCGCACAGCUGCGCCUCAGCAAAGACAUCCGCUUGUCUCAGGGCCAUCACAGAGACAGCGCCGCACUCUAUAGCCGCAACGAUACUUUUGACAGCCUUUACGCACAGCGCCGCCUAUCUCUCGCACUGAGCCGCGGCUGGCGCCCAGAGCGCAGCAUUGCAC